GCUGUGCUUACUCCCCCGCCCGCCCCGCGGAGAAAGCAGCAUGUAGUGGGACACUGACAGAUCGCUCGUGUGGGCUACGCAGGAUGCUGCGAUAUUUGCGAUGCUCCCGGCGGCUGGUUUUCUUGCUCCUGCGAGCAGCUGUUGCCUUUCUGCUGUGGGGUUCCUCUGGUGCCUCCUGGCAUUCCCUGUGCUAUUUCUACCUGGGGGUGUCGGAGCCCAUCCAGGGUCUGCCCUGGUUCACUCAGGUGGGGUAUGUGGAUGACCACCCCAUCACACGCUAUGACAGCAACACCAAGAGGGACCAGCCUCAAGUCCCCUGGAUGAAGAAGGCAGAGAAUGUCCGAUUCUGGGACAGGGAGACCCGUAAUGCUCUGCUCGCUGAAGAUUAUUUCAAGGAGGCCCUCCUGACCCUGAAGAGCCGCUACAACCAGAGUGGAGGGCUUCACACCUGGCAGUGCCUGGCAGACUGUGAGUUGAGCAAAGACAAGGACCCGAAAGGGACUCUGAGGUGCAGCUAUGACGGGAGGGACUUCAUCAGUCUGGAUAAGGAGACCCUCACCUGGACAGCAGCUGAUGUGGUGGCCCGAAUAACCAAGAGGAAGUGGGAGGCCAACCCAAGCAUUGCUCAGAAAUGGAAAAACUACCUGGAGGAGGAAUGCACUGGACAACUGCAAAAAUACUUGGCCUGUGGGCAGAAGACUCUGCUGAGGACAGAGUCCCCGGAAAUGAAGGUGGUGCGCAAGGUGGGCCAUGAUGGCUUGGAGACCCUCAUCUGCCGAGCUGAUGGCUUCUACCCCAAGGAGAUUGAUGCUACCUGGAGGAAGGACGGGGAAGUCUGGGAGCAGGACACAUUUCGUGGGUUUGUCAGCCCCAACUCGGAUGGGACAUACCACACCUGGCUGAGCAUCGAGAUUGACCCCAAGGAGAGGGACCACUUCCAGUGCUAUGUGGAACAUGACAGCCUACAAGAGCCUCUGGACUUGGCCUGGAAAGAGCCUGCCUCUGUUCCUGCAGGAGCCAUUCCGGUAGCCAUUGCCGUAGCCAUUGCCGUAGCCAUUGCUGGGAUCGUCUGGAUCAUUAGAAGGCCGAGAAUCCUUUGCUGUGCGUACCAGCGAACAUCAACAAGUGACCAGGGUUCUGCCAGCUAUUCCAUGGAGGAACGGCAGCAAGGUGCUUCCACACCAACCCAAGAAACAGCACCAAGUGGUGGGUCUCAGCAGGAGCAGGAAGGAACCCAUCUAUCCCCCUCAGAUGCCUGCUCUGACCAUUUGUCCAGAAACUGUGCAGAGCUUCAUCCCUCUGUGAACAGGGAAGACACUGACAGGGCCAGCCUUUCCAGGAUGCAUGAUGAGGUGGUUGGCUUAGGUGAUGCAUGUGAAGAGGGAGCAGGAGGCAUCCCUGCCCCUUCUCCAUCUCUGCCUCCAGAGAAGGGGAACAGGAUGGGAAUUCCAUUCCCCUUCCCCUCCAGCACGGAGACAGUAGAGAAGGAAUUGCCGUCAUCCUCAUAUCUUCCUCCUCAACCCUCUGAGCCUGUUAAAAUUAGAGGAGUGAGAAGAGUAUCAAGUCAGGCCUGGCAACUUGGGAACAGAUUGUCACUUGUGCUGGCAGCAAAGAGCUCACCAAGAGACUCUUUAUCCUCCUUAAUGGACAGAUGCAAGACUGAUGAAGAUGAGCCGCUUCUUAGACCCUCUACUAGCGAACCUAAAUCAGUGACUGAGAAGGCACAUGGAGCCAGUUCACACGUACACUUUAAUGGCAGUUAAACCUGCCAGAGCUUUUUAACUGUAGUACGACCAAACUCACAAAACCCCUGUGCAGGAGCGGUUCCUCUAUAAGGGCAAAAGGGGCAGCGCCUCCUCCCCAGUACAUACAUACGUACACACACACACCCCGUUUAUCUCUUUCUCAGCUGGCUGUCUCUCUUGUUUUCCUCCUCCCCUCUCUUGCCUCCUGUCUCCUGACCCAUGCCCACUGCUGUCUAACAGAGGGCUUCCUCUCUCGCUGUUUUCCCCUCCUUGUUUCCCUCCCUCCCCGUUCCGACUCUGGGGUGGUCGGUGGCUCCAUCACCCACUCUGCACUGCUCAGCGCCUGUGCAGUCCAAAGAUUUCACAUUCCGAAGGCAGUCAGGAUAUGCUUGGUUUGUUUUGCUAAAGUGGGCAAUGUUGUCACCGCCCAGCAGAUUUGACUAGACUUGAGUUCCAAGUCUACAGGCUGAAGUGGGCAGGGAAAGGAGGCAGCGGCAGCCUUUCUUUCUCUGUGAGAAACUAAGCAGUCUGCUUCAAAUGCUUCAAAUGUGGAUUUCAUGCUGGUAUGUUUGAACGACAGAAGGGUGAAAGGGAGGUUGGAGAGGAAGAGGGAGACGUUUACAGUCAUUUAUCUCCCUUUCCUUGCACGACCCCCAUCUCUGCUCUCCCCCCUUCUUUUCUCUCAGACUAUUCAUUCACUGGGAUUAAUUUCAAAUGCUUCAAAUUAGUUUAUUUUUGCAACAGUGACCUUCUCCCAUCAGCCACUUGCAAUUUUACUGACCAGCAAAAACUCUUUUCUCUCUCUCCUCCUGGCUUGUCUUGUUCCCAUCCAAUUAUUAAGUGUGUUUACUGCUCUCUUUAUUUACAUUGCAGCUUUUGCAAUCUCUCUGUUGCAAAGAAUAUUUUCCCCAGUUCCUUCAUUUCUCUCAGAUCCCAUCAAGUCAUCUUCAGGGAGGAAGAGAAAGCUUGAGAUGCUUUCCCUCAGUCUCCUUUCUUUCCUCCUCCUCCUCCUCCUCCUCGACACCAUUUCUACCCCCUUCCUCUAAAACGCCAAGAACCCCACGCCACCCCGCAAAAAGGAGACUCGGAAGCAGGGAAAUAUUUCCAAGCUGCUUUGAAAAGGGGAGAUGUGAGAGCUGGCAAAUUGAGAAGAGGCUGGUGGGAGCUCCUGGUCCUUAAAGCCAAGACAAUUUAAAACGAGAGAAAGAGGGGAACAGUAAGUGUUUGGGAAAAGGAAAGUCAAAGGGGCCAGGGCUUGUCAAGAAGGACUUGGGGGGAGAAAUUUUGCCCUUCCCCUUCUCCUAUAUACAGACUUCCCUCAAACGAGUUAUAUAAAAAGAUCUGAUAAUACAUGAGUGGGAGCUGACCAGUUUUUUUGUUACUAUUAAUUUUGUAUUUUUAAUCUCACUUUCCAAAAUAUGGUGUUUUUCCGCAGUCCUAUCUCCUCUCACAUGGACUAGGAGAGGAUCAGCUAUGUACUAGCAAUGUACAUUUUAAAAUACAAUUUUAAACACUG
This is a messenger RNA of Hemicordylus capensis (graceful crag lizard), 3261 nucleotides long. Its product is annotated as major histocompatibility complex class I-related gene protein-like. Bases 84 to 1763 code for a protein of 559 amino acids. The transcript has 8 exons. Gene Ontology annotation, biological process: immune response. The record is from RefSeq and is a predicted model, not a curated record. Lineage: Eukaryota; Metazoa; Chordata; Lepidosauria; Squamata; Cordylidae. Gene Ontology annotation, cellular component: external side of plasma membrane.